Molecule: messenger RNA, 4437 nt
Organism: Hemicordylus capensis (graceful crag lizard)
Lineage: Eukaryota; Metazoa; Chordata; Lepidosauria; Squamata; Cordylidae
Gene: PICALM
Product: phosphatidylinositol binding clathrin assembly protein
Exons: 24
Coding region: 529-2919 (796 amino acids)
Biological process (GO): clathrin coat assembly; synaptic vesicle budding from presynaptic endocytic zone membrane; clathrin-dependent endocytosis
Cellular component (GO): clathrin-coated vesicle; synaptic vesicle; extrinsic component of presynaptic endocytic zone membrane
Molecular function (GO): phosphatidylinositol-4,5-bisphosphate binding; clathrin heavy chain binding; SNARE binding
Source: RefSeq, a predicted model, not a curated record
UGUGUGAGAGAGAAAAUGGCAAAUCACGUGGCAGGGGCGGCGGGGCGUGCCCCUAAUCGCUAGCAUGUCACGUGGGUAGCCAGGGCGAAAGGGAGGGUGAAGUGCGGGGAGAGAAGGGCGGGGCGGCUACAGACACGUGAUCCCGGCGGCCCGGAAAGGUCUCUGAGGCCGAGCUGAGCGGCUUCUCCGGCCGCCAUUUUCCUGCGGUGACCAGUGGGGAAGAGAGAGACGCCGGCGGUGGCAGCAGCCGAGUGGCGGAAGCGCGAGGGGAGGGGGCGGAGGGAGAGGAGCGGAGCAGCGAAGAAGAAGGGGAGGAGGCCGCCCUCUCCGGGUGACAGGCCCGGCCUUCCCAGAGGGCGGGGCGCAGCGCAGCCGGGCGUCUAGGGCUUGGCGGCGGUCGAGUCGGGUCCAGCGGGGACCGCCCUCCUCUCCCCUUCUCCCUCCCGGUGCCUUCUUCCUCUCCCGCCCCUGUCCUAGCUUCAGGAAGGAUUAGAGCAGCAGCGGCGGCGCUCGGAAUCGGGCACCACCAUGUCUGGGCAGAGCCUGACGGACCGCAUCACGGCGGCGCAGCACAGCGUGACCGGCUCGGCCGUGUCCAAGACCGUCUGCAAGGCCACCACGCACGAGGUGAUGGGCCCCAAGAAGAAGCACCUCGACUAUUUAAUACAGUGUACAAAUGAGAUGAACGUGAAUAUCCCGCAAUUGGCAGACAGCUUAUUUGAAAGGACAGCGAACAGCAGCUGGGUGGUGGUCUUCAAAUCGCUCAUCACAACUCACCAUCUAAUGGUGUAUGGAAAUGAGCGUUUUAUCCAGUAUUUGGCUUCCAGAAACACAUUGUUUAACUUGAGCAAUUUCUUGGACAAAAGCGGAUUACAAGGGUAUGAUAUGUCUACAUUUAUCAGACGGUAUAGCAGAUAUCUGAAUGAAAAAGCAGUUUCUUACAGACAAGUAGCUUUUGACUUCACAAAAGUAAAAAGAGGGGCUGAUGGAGUCAUGCGGACAAUGAAUACAGAGAAACUCCUAAAAACUGUACCAAUUAUACAAAACCAGAUGGAUGCCCUCCUUGAUUUCAAUGUCAACAGCAAUGAACUUACAAAUGGCGUAAUUAAUGCUGCCUUCAUGCUCCUCUUCAAAGAUGCCAUUAGACUCUUUGCAGCAUAUAAUGAAGGGAUUAUUAACCUGUUGGAAAAAUACUUCGACAUGAAAAAGAACCAAUGCAAAGAAGGCCUUGACAUAUAUAAGAAGUUUCUAACUAGAAUGACAAGGAUUUCUGAGUUCCUCAAAGUUGCAGAGCAAGUGGGGAUAGACAGAGGAGACAUACCAGAUCUUUCUCAGGCACCAAGCAGCCUCCUUGAUGCCUUGGAACAGCACUUGGCCUCCUUGGAAGGAAAGAAAAUCAAAGACUCCACUGCUGCAAGCAGAUUACAAAAAGCCAGGCUAAAAAGAAGUGUCUUAAUGGCACUCUUAAAGACGGUUAAAGACGUUGAAUCACGAGCGGCUAUAGGGAGCACAUUCCAGAGUCCAGGAGCAACUGCAGGGAAGGCCCGAUUCCGAGUUGCCGCCAGACGAGCUGGCGGCAUCCGGAGACGAAUCCCUCUCAAUGACCUUACUGUGUGGUCGGGAUCGUGCAGAAGAAGGCACUCUCCCAGGGCUACCACCCUUUCCAAUGCAGUUUCCUCCUUGGCAAGCACAGGCUUGUCGCUCACCAAAGUAGAUGAAAGGGAAAAACAAGCUGCACUAGACGAAGAGCAAGCACGCUUGAAAGCGCUCAAGGUUUCUUAUGCCAGCUCCAUUCCCCAACAGGAACAACGUCUAAAAGAACUUGCAAAGAAACCUUACACCUCCUUAACGACAGCCUCCUCUCCUGUGUCCAAUGUAGCAGGAGGUAUAAUGACUACACCAGCCAUUGAUAUUUUUUCUACACCUAGCUCUUCAAACAGCACGUCAAAGCUGCCAAACGACCUGCUUGAUCUGCAGCCAACCUUCCAUCCAUCUGUACAUCCUAUAUCCUCUGCGCCACAAGUUGGAGGGACCUGGGGAGAUCCUUUCACUUCUACCGCUGAUGCUGUUGAGGAUGCCAUUCCAAGCCUAAAUCCUUUCCUCACAAAAUCUAGUGACCAUCUCUCUGUCUCCUCCGAUGUACCCACUUUCACUUCUAGGACACCAACUCAUGAGAUGUUUGUUGAUUCUUUUUGUGGUCCACAAGCUUAUCCUAAUGCUUCCCAUUUCCGCAGUGAGUCCUCAACAGUAGCUGGUCUAUUUGGAGGGUUUACCCCAUCUCCUGUUGCUCAACCCCAGCCCUCAGCAGGCCUUAAUGUUGACUUUGAAUCUGUGUUUGGAAACAAAACUUCCCAUGUGCCAGUGGAUUCUUCUGGCUUUGAUGAAUUAGGUGGACUCCUAAAACCAACCAUGGCCUCUCAAAACCAGAGUCUUCCAGCUUCCAGAGUACCACCUAACAAAUUAGUGUCUGAUGAUCUGGAUUCAUCUCUAGCCAAUCUUGUGGGCAAUUUGGGCAUUGGAAACGGAACAGCAAAAAAUGAUGUGAAUUGGACACAGCCAGGAGAAAAGAAGCUGACAGGAGGCACCAACUGGCAACCCAAAGUUGCGCCUACGACAGCUUGGAAUGCUUCAACAAUGAAUGGCAUGCAUUUUCCACAAUACGCACCACCUGUAAUGGCCUAUCCUGCCACGACGCCAACAGGAAUGAUGGGGUAUGGAAUGCCAUCCCAAAUGGGAGGAGUACCAGUAAUGACGCAACCAACCUUAAUAUACAGCCAACCUGUCAUGAGACCUCCAAAUCCUUUUGGUCCUGUAUCGGGAGCCCAGCUGUCUGCAGCAUCCAGCCCAUCCACUCAGAGUCCUCACAGAGCUUCAGGAAAGGAUCCUUUUGCAGAACUCUCUCUCCAGGAUUUCUUGUAGAACAACUUAGAUCCAGUUCAUGUAAUCGUGCCAGAUGGAGGGGUCGAGAACAGUUCCAGAAAGACACGUGCUCAACAGCUAAACCUUCCUUCCUUUCAGCCAAAUCAAAACUGAUGUAUCUUAAACUCUCUCUUUUUCCAGUAAAAUCACAAAAGGCUUACAACAUAGUGGUGGGGCACUGAUAUAGGGAAGCCUCAGCAAUCCGUAUAAAGCCAAGAAUUGCCACAAUUCUGGUGUGGGAUCUUCUUCUUUUCCCCUCCUGGUGAUGUAACACCAUCUGUUUAACAACCUCAAUUGAUAACACAAAAAGAGAGUCCUCUUAUUCCUGCUCCGAAGGGUAAAACGUGUACCUGGAACUGCUGCUUGGAACCAAGAGAUGAGCGUCCUUUUACCGUUAACUCCAAUGACUUUCUCUAGGGGAUCAAAUCCUAACUCUAAUUCUACAGUUUUUCUCCUUCAGUCAUCACAAAUGUUAGACCCAAUAAUGAAAAGUUUAACUUUAAAAAAAAAAGAAUUAUAUAUUCCAUUUGCAUAGACAUUCCUUUAUGUAUUAUUGUUUGUAUUUAUUUAUGAUUAUCAAUUUAACAAUGUAUCUCAAAGCCUCCAUUGUGGAGAAAUGAGUGUGGAUGUAUACAGUAUGUCUCCUUUCAGGUUUUUUUUAUUUUCCUUUUAUUCACAAGAACUAUUCCAGUUUCAGAGUGCAUCUUCACCUAAAAUGCACCCAAACACAUAGAGCACUAAGUACAUUCAGAAGUCCGAAAACACCAAUUGUCAGAUCUCCACAGACAUUAGAGGUGUCAAUAUAUUCAGCCAUCAAUUUGAUUAAGGAUUUUGGCAAGGAGGGUAAACAGCUGACCGCUACGGGGAGCAGCAGCACAGUACUUCUCGACUGGGCGUUGGUGCUUCGGGGAGAACUUUCCUUGCUUUGUGCUUGGCAUGUCAUUAUCUUACACUUGACGUACGGCCUUUCCAAAAUGAAUGAGAGGAAUUGCUUUCACUUUUAGAGACUUUCCUUCUUCUCUGUACAAAAAAACCAAACUUCUGAGGUAUUAUGUAGAGAAAGAAAACACACGCCUUGAUCUUUUUUCUUCAUUUGGCUAGUGCCAUCUCCAUGAUUAUGUACCGUGAAAUAGAGUAAAAUCUCAGAAGGGGAGUAGUGUCUUUACUAAGGGCAUGAUUCACCAUGAUGAUCUCUUAUGCCAGCUCUAUGCAGUUCAGUGGGGGCUUGCACAAGAAAACAUUCCAAUGGAUCAGGCUCUAAAUGUGUAGGGAUUCUUUUAGUUUUUCUGCAGAAUUUGAAGCAGCGCUGUUGAUCGGUGCUUUGUGUAAAUACAUCAUACCAGUUUGGGUGGCAUCUGGGGCCUUAAGAAGGAUAGUCGAAGGCAUGAAAGCAAUUCUGUACAUGAAUUAAGCAUACUUGCUGCAUUGUCUCCGCAGAUUCUAUUUUUGUUUAAAAUGUUAAAAUGUACGUUAGCAAAAAAAGGGUGGAUUUUCAAAUAAAAUGCAGCUUCCACAGAA